CUCGGCCUUGAUGCACUGUUUUAGACCUAUGGCUUGUGGGUGGAGCGCAGAAAACUUACCCGGAUGUUACCGUUAGCAACGUCAUGUAAACAGGAAGUAUGAACGCAGACGCGGCGAGUUUAAUUUUGCUCAGCCGAAUAGCGACAUUAAAUAUUGUUAUAAACUCACAGCGUGUUGUUUCAGUAUAUUUAAAUGAACGUAUCCGUGAGCUGUUGGGUUGUUCCAGUAGUUUUGACUGCUGUUUGUGGAUGAGUUGGUAAUAAUUUGAUUUCCUUUAGCCCCCCCAGCGUCUGGUGGAAGCUACAUUUCGGCUAGGCUAGGCUACAUGAUUUCUGGCCUGAAGACUUUGGGGAUGUUUUCGCUGAUUUCAAUUCAGUUUUCUGCACCGUUCGCGGAGUUUGGCAGGGGUUGGCUGUUAUUCCUCUUAGCUAACUUCAUAUUGAGCAGUUCGACAGAUUGAACUGGCUGGAUACUGUUACCAUGGGAGAUAAAGAGCUCAGCCUUAUUGACAAGCAGUUGACAAGUUUAAAAGAUGUUCCCCUGAGUCCUGCUGUUACAUCUCUUAAUCUGCACUGCAAUCACAUCCCGAGGAUCGAGGGCCUGUCCUCUGCCUGGCAUUUGCACUACUUAGACCUUUCUUCCAAUCGCAUAUCUAAGAUUGAGGGUCUGAGUUCCCUCACUUCCCUCAGGACUCUGAAUUUAUCAUCCAACUUAAUCACAAAGGUUGAAGGACUGAAUGGCCUUGUGAACUUGAAGAAAUUAAACUUGUCCUACAAUAAGAUAAAUAAUAUCACAGGUCUGCUGUAUCUUCAUGGCUCUGAGUACAAACUGAAGCACCUCAGUCUUCAUGCCAACCUCAUAGACAGCAUCGAUCAUCUUCUGCAGUGCCUACUGGGGUUACAAGGCUUACGCAGCGUCACUUUAAACCAGGAUGGUGGAGACAACCCCAUCUGCAUUGCACCAGGAUAUUGGGAAAUUGUCAUGGAGUCGUUGCCACAGAUUUCUGUCCUGGAUGGCCUGGACCGGCUCAGACAUCCUUCAUCUCCAGGAAUAAGCAGUGACAUCCCCGGCCUGGAUGACUACGUGGACUUUUUGCUUUCCUCUGAUACGAGCUACGGUGAAGCGGUUAGGGGUACUGUCACCACACCACGCAUUGACAAGGCGCUAACUCAGUUUCGGCAGCAGAUCGCCUCAGAAAAAACAACAGACACAGCCACAGGUCCAGUCACCCAACCAGUCCGUCAGAACUCUCAGCCGGUUUGUCCCACUGUUACCGUUUCACCUGACCCCAUCAAUGAAGAGCGCAUCAGGAAGCUGGAGCACCAGGUGUCGCAGCUCAUCCAGCAGGCCCCUGCAGGUGAAAAAGCAAGUAUCUCUACAUAUGCUCAGACAAAGGUACGCAAAGCCAAGAGGGACACAGACCAGACAUCAGAAAGCGAAUGUGACGGCAAAGAAAACAAAAAACACACCAGAAUUUCCAAAUUCCAUAACACGACGACGACAAGCACGACCACCCAGGAGUCCAAGAGCACCAGAUCAGACAGCGAUCAGGAGAAUCGUAAACUGAACAUGUCAAAGUCUGCUGUGGGGCCCAGAAGAAAGGCUGCUGGAGCCAGAGCCGCACCGUCCAUUUCUCAAACCUGGAAGCGACCUCUGAGAGCAGCUAAGACCUCCGGCGGUGUAACAGUCAAGUCCUCUCAGGAGGAAGAAACCUAUAGGAUAAUCGUGGAGGAGCGGGAUCAGGAAAUGGAGAGGCGUUGGAAGGCAGAACAAGCUGUGAGGAAGCUGACAGAGGAGCUGAAGUGCCUGCAGACAAAAGUCAGCGAGGAAAAAGACCUUCAGAGUAUGGCUCUGCACACCACAGACAGACUGAAGGAACUGCUGCUGAAAGAGAGAUCGGGACGCUCUGAGCUGCAGGCUCGUGUUGAGGAGCUGGAGACAAGGUGCCAGUCUCUUAGCCGGCAGCUGGAGCAGGCCCGGAGCAGUGAGGAACAACACAGGGCUGCGCUGCAAAGACUGGAGGAAACCGUCUCCCAUGGAGACGCUCUCAGGGCUCGCCAGCAGGCUGAGGAGAUGAAACGUCACCAGGAGGUGGAGAACAAGGCAGCAGCUCUGAAGAGGGAGCUGGACAUCCAGAAAGUUGCUGUCCGACAACACAAAGACAAACUGCAGCAGCUGCAUGAACUGCUAGCAUCCAGGGAGCAGGAGCACAGAAAACAGCUGGAGCUGCGACUGCAGCCCGGCGGGGCAGAUUUCCAGCAGGCGGUGUCAAAGGAAGUAGCAGCAGUGGAACAGAGACGUCAGCAGAGGGAGGCGGAGCUGCAGGAGAAGCUGGCAGAGGGCAGGAAGCUGUACGCUGCUCUGGAGGACGAGUUCCGUAUGGCGCUAACCAUCGAGGCAACGCGCUUCUCCGAGGUGAAGGAGGCUUGUGAUCAUAUGACUGCAGAGCUGAUGGAGCUCAAGACAAGCCUUGCUCAGUCCCAGCAAAAGGAGAAGAAAUCAGGCGCUCUGGUGCAGGAACUCACCGCAAUGGUGAAAGAACAGAAGACCCGAAUCUCUGAGCUCAUCAAAGCCAAGAAAGAUGCUGUCGCUGAGCUCAAGAACCGUGUGCACUACCUGGAAGCAGAGGGAGAGCAAAGCCAGCGUUUAGGGCUACAGCUCGAGACGCUGAAGAAAGAAAAGGCACGGCUCGUGUCUCAGCUCACAGCUCAGGAGUCGGUCAUUGACGGCCUGCGGGCUGAGAGGAGGAUUUGGGGCCAGGAGCUGGCUCAGCAGGGUGCGUCGUUGGCUCAGGAUCGUGGACGUUUGGAGGCCAGGAUAGAGGUGCUGACUGCUGAGAUGGAGACGCAGAGAAAACAGAACGACAGAGACCAUGACGCCCUUAGAAUCAAAGCCAAAAUCGUGGAUGACCAGACUGAGACCAUUCGCAAACUAAAAGAGUCCUUGCAGGAGCGUGACGAGCUGAACCGCCGGUUGAAGGAGGAGGCUGUGCAGACCCAAAAAAAGUUUCAGCAGCAGCUGGAGGAUGAAACAAGCCAGCAGGCUGAGCUGAAAGAGCAGCUGGUACAUCUUAGCCUGCGUAAAGAGGAGCUGAAACAGCAGCUGGAAGACAAAGAAGCAGAGCUGGAGGAUGCCAAAAGAGUUUACAGUGAUUCAAACAAGAAGUGGCAGGAGAAAGCAGAGCUGCUAACUCGACUUGAAAGCCAAGUGAAGCGUAUGAAGGAAAAUUUUGAUUCCAAGGAGCGCCUGCUGCUGGAAGAAAGAGAGAAAGCAUCAGAGGCGCACAGAGCUGCAGUGGACAAGUUGCGCAGUGUGGAUGAUGCUUUUCGUCGGCAGCUGGAGUCUGUCCAGGCUGCACAUCAAGCAGAGCUGCUGCAGCUGUCUAAUGAAAAACAAAAACACAUAGAACAAGCUAACCUAAAGGUAUAUGAAGUAGAGGAAGAGAUGCGUCAGCUCCUGGAGGAGACGGAGGCCAACAAGAAAGUCAUGGAGGAAAAAAUGAAGCGCCUUACAAAUGUGCUAAAAGACUUUAACACAUAAUAUGUCAACAACAUGACAGUUUUUAUGCUGAAUUUAAUUUUAUUUUUUUGUAUAUAUAUAUUCAUAUAUUUUUUCAAUUGUCUUUUGUAUGUCUUAUCAAAUAAAUUUUAUUUUCCAGAGAUACAACUAUGAACAUUAAUAUAAGGGACACAUUAUAUUGAAAACAUAAUUAUUUAUUCUCACAGACAAUUUUAUUAAUAUUUUACAACAAAUUAAGUUUUAUAAGAUGAAAUGUAAAGAAUGUGAUUUUGCUCAAAUCAAUUAAUUUUAGUCCAAUACAAUGUAAUAAUGUUGUCCAACAAGAUUAGCUAUUACACACCUGUGAAAAAUGUGCCUUGGUGAAAAUGUACAGAGAAUUCAAAACCCUGAACACACUGUCCCCACUAUAAAACACGGCAGUGGCAGCAUCAUGCUAUAGGUAGGCUUUCUUUCUGCAGGGACAACCAAACUUGGGCGGACGUUCUCUUUACCAAACAAUAAAUUCCUAAUGUUUGUUUUACAAAUUUAUAAUUUAAAGUAUUGUAAAGGCUAACAGUAAAACAGCAAAUAUUUGUUAAUGUCGAAACGUAGGAUAUAUAAUUGCUUAGCAAAGCUAUGUUGACUAGUUAAAAAUUUAAAUUUUUACAUAAAUUUAUGAACAUGAGUGUUUCUGUCAUGUUAUAUUUAUAGUAACACUUUUAGUAUGUCAGCGUUUAUGAAGCAUACAAUGUAUUUUUCUACAAUACUUACUAAAACUGUCAAAUUAUUUAAUUUGUUUGCAAUGUCGCUCCGUAUUGUUUGGGGCGGAGUCUAAGGGGAGGAGGGCACGAGGUUGGACAAGGGUUGCCGUGGCAACCGUAACCCAACGUAACGUCCGUUCAUUUAAAAAGACUACAGAGGCAAUGUAAAUGCUGGUCCUGUUAAGGUAACAGACUUGUAAUCUGUUAGUUGAGAGUAAUGGCCGUUAUCUGUAGUUAAACGCAAGCAGCUGACUAAAAGAAAAAAAAAAA
Molecule: messenger RNA, 4529 nt
Organism: Poecilia latipinna (sailfin molly)
Lineage: Eukaryota; Metazoa; Chordata; Actinopteri; Cyprinodontiformes; Poeciliidae
Gene: lrrcc1
Product: leucine rich repeat and coiled-coil centrosomal protein 1
Exons: 19
Coding region: 481-3540 (1019 amino acids)
Cellular component (GO): cytoplasm; centrosome
Molecular function (GO): protein binding
Source: RefSeq, a predicted model, not a curated record